AUGUUUGGAAGAGUCGCUAUUCGUGCUACUAGAGCCACUCGCGCUGCUGGUCCUUCCAAGGUUGCUCGCGCCGCAUUCACCGCGGGAGCAAAACUUCGCAACAUCGAGAUCAUCUCCGAGAAGGAGGUUUCCGCUGUUUCUUUCGAUGGCGGUGAGGCUAAGUCCUCUACUUUGAAGGUUGGGGACAAAGGUGAAGAAGAUCCCGCUCGAGUUGUCCCCUUGACACAGGAGAUGUACAAGAAGAUGACUCCAACUAUGCAAAAGGGUUCUAUUAUGGGCAAGGUUGUUAUUGUUACUGGUGGUGCUCGAGGAUUAGGAAAUUAUAUGGCUCGUGCUUGUAUUGAGGCAGGCGCAAAGGCAAUGAUCAUUUUCGAUGCCAACCCAGACCUUGGUGUUGAAUCUGCCGCAGAGCUUCACCAUGCGACAAACUCCAAAAUUCCCGUUGAAUUUUUCGCUAUCGAUGUCCGCGAUGCUUCUGCUAUCAAGAACGCCGUCGCGGCAGUUGUGCAGAAAUAUGGCGCUCCAGAUGUUCUCAUCAACUCUGCUGGUAUUGCCGAUUCCAACAUCCCAGCUGAGAAAUACGAUCAUGAUAUGUGGCGACGAUUGAUUGACAUCAACUUGACUGGUUCAUUCUUGGUGUCUCAGGCGGUCGGCAAAGCUAUGAUGGAGUCCAAGAAGGCGGGAUCUAUCGUCCUUGUUGCAUCUAUGUCCGGUUCUAUUGUCAACUAUCCACAAGAGCAAUCUUGCUACAACGCAUCCAAGGCUGGUGUUAUUCAAUUCGGCAAGUCUCUAGCUGCAGAGUGGGCCAAGUAUAACAUCCGUGUUAACUGCAUUUCUCCUGGUUACAUGGACACUGCUUUGAACAACGUCCCAGCUCUUGACAAGCAAAAGGCUAUCUGGAAAAGUCUCACUCCUCAGCAAAGGCUCGGAGCAGUUAACGAUCUCAACGGACUAGCUGUCUUCCUCGCAUCUGACUCCUCCGCUUUCAUGACUGGCUCUAACGUCAUCAUCGAUGGUGGUUACUCUCUUUACUAA
Messenger RNA from Glarea lozoyensis ATCC 20868, 1035 nucleotides. RefSeq names its product NAD(P)-binding Rossmann-fold containing protein. NCBI's taxonomy places the organism in Eukaryota, Fungi, Ascomycota, Leotiomycetes, Helotiales, Helotiaceae. Gene Ontology annotation, molecular function: oxidoreductase activity, acting on the CH-OH group of donors, NAD or NADP as acceptor. The transcript has 3 exons. The record is from RefSeq and is a predicted model, not a curated record. Bases 1 to 1035 code for a protein of 344 amino acids.